Trichoderma gamsii is the source of this 3441-nucleotide messenger RNA. RefSeq lists its product as hypothetical. The transcript is spliced from 3 exons. Gene Ontology annotation, molecular function: GTPase activity; U3 snoRNA binding; GTP binding. NCBI's taxonomy places the organism in Eukaryota, Fungi, Ascomycota, Sordariomycetes, Hypocreales, Hypocreaceae. The record is from RefSeq and is a predicted model, not a curated record. Gene Ontology annotation, biological process: endonucleolytic cleavage of tricistronic rRNA transcript (SSU-rRNA, 5.8S rRNA, LSU-rRNA); maturation of SSU-rRNA from tricistronic rRNA transcript (SSU-rRNA, 5.8S rRNA, LSU-rRNA); ribosome biogenesis. Bases 1 to 3441 code for a protein of 1146 amino acids. Gene Ontology annotation, cellular component: nucleus; 90S preribosome.
AUGGAGGACCAAGUGCACAAGCCGCAUCGCAAGAGCAAGGAGAAGAAGCAGCACUCGGGAGAACGCAAUCCCAAGGCUUUUGCCGUUGCUAGACCCGGCAAGCUUCAGCGACAGGCUGCCAGAUCGUCUGAUAUCAAGGAAAAGCGUCUCCAUGUUCCUCUCGUCGACAGACUUCCAGAUGAGGCGCCGCCGCGCCUCGUCGCCAUUGUCGGCCCUCCCGGCGUUGGCAAGACGACUCUGCUAAAAUCUCUGGUCCGACGAUAUGCCAAGGAGACUCUAUCAGAUCCCCAGGGCCCCAUCACGGUCGUUACCUCGAAGAAACAGCGAUUGACGUUCAUGGAGUGCCCCAACGAGCUGGAAGCCAUGGUGGACGUCGCCAAGGUCGCCGACAUCAUCCUUCUCAUGAUUGACGGCAACUAUGGCUUUGAGAUGGAGACUAUGGAGUUUCUCAACAUCUUGGCCGCCACUGGUAUGCCUGGCAACGUCUUUGGUAUCUUGACCCACCUGGAUCUGUUCCGCAAGCCUGCCGCUCUAAAGGAUGCCAAGAAGCACCUUAAACGAAGACUAUGGACAGAGCUCUACCAGGGCGCUCACCUAUUUUACCUCUCUGGUGUCAUGAAUGGCAGAUACCCGGAUCGUGAGAUUCACAACUUGUCUCGCUUCCUCUCCGUCAUGAAGAACCCGCGACCUCUUGUGUGGAGAAACUCUCACCCAUACACCAUCAUCGAUAGCUUCCGCGACAUCACCCACCCCACCAAGAUCGAAGAAGACCCCAAAUGCGAUCGAUCCAUCGUUCUAUCAGGAUACCUACGAGGAACAAACUUUGCAACCCAGGGCCAGCGAGUGCACGUUGCCGGCCUGGGCGACUUCACCGUGUCUUCUAUGGAAGUGCUGCCUGAUCCUUGCCCUACACCGGCCAUGGAGCAGGCUUUGGCCAAGAUUACUGGCAAAAAGGGACGAAGAAGACUGGAUGAAAAGGAAAAGAAGCUCUAUGCUCCCAUGUCUGAUCGCAGCGGUCUGAAGAUUGACGGCGAUGCCAUCUGGAUCACCAGGGAUAAGGGAUUCACAUUUGACAAGGAUGCGGACACUGCCGAACGUGGAGAGGGAGAAGAGAUGAUCAUUGGGCUUCAGGCCGAGCGAAGACUACUCGGCCAGACAGAAGACGGAGUGCAGCUAUUCAAGGGAGGCCGGGAAGUCAAGGAGCUUGCUGAGGAAGAAGAUACCGGCAGAAAAGAGCAACGAAAAGCCAGGAUCGCUGAACGAGAAGACGGGAAUGAUGAAGGAAACGAAGACGACGAAGGCUUCGUUAGUGGUAGCGAUGAAGAAGACCCAGAUGAGGAAGAAGAGUUCAACGAGGGAAAAUUGGGCAAAAUGUUCCGCGGCAAAGCUGACAAGGAGGCCAACGGCGAUGAUGACCUUGCCUUUGCGGACAGCGACUCAGAUCUUGGUUCCAUCACAGAUCUGGAUGAGGAUGCAGAGGAUGAUGAAGAAUACGACUCUGAUGAGGAGACAGCGGCCUUGAGAUGGAAAGAAGGAAUGGCCGACAGGGCUAUGAAGCUACACUCCAGGAAACGCUCGUAUCACACUGCAGACCUGGCUCGUUAUAUCUAUGACGGCUCCAUGACUGCCAGCGAGGCGCUGAAGAAGUGGAGGGGCGAAGAAGAUGACUCGGAAGAGGAGGACAUUGAAAAUGACUCGGAAGACGAAGAGUUUUUCAAAAAGAAUGCACAGGAGAGCGAAGACCUGAUUGAGGAUCGUUCAAUACCAGAUUACGACUACGAGGACUUGGCGGCCAAGUGGGCCAAUCGAGAGAACAUUGAGGCUCUCAAGACAAAAUUCACAUCAGGCAGGAAAGGUGGAGGCGUAGACGAUGAGGAUGAGGAUGGCGAGUUUGGCGGCUUCGAUGACGACGAAGAUGGCGACGGUGAGGGUGGCGAAGACAGCGAAGGCGAUGGUGAGUUCGAGGAUCUAGAAGCUGAUCCCCAAAACCCUCCUCAGCAACAGUCAGCAGAAGAUAUCCAGGCAGAGCGUGAGAAAAACGCAAAGAGGAAAGAGGAGCUCAAGGCCAGAUUCGAGGAGGAGGAUCGAGAUGGUUUCAUGAACGACAAGUCAAAAGCCCGACGAGAAGGAGGAGGCGAUGGCGAAGAGGAAUUCGGCGAGGACGACUGGUACGAUGCCCAAAAGGCCAUGAUCCAGAAGCAGCUCGACAUCAACAAGGAGGAGUUUGAAAACCUGGACGAGCGCCAAAGAGCCGCCGUCGAGGGCUACCGUGCCGGCAAAUACGCAAAGCUCGUGCUGGAGGGCGUGCCCGCCGAGUUCACUUCCCGCUUCGACGCCCGGCAACCCAUCAUCGUUGGCGGCCUCUCGGCAACAGAAGACCGCUGGGGCUUCGUGCAGGUGCGCAUCAAGCGCCACCGCUGGCACAAGAAGAUCCUCAAGACCAACGAUCCGCUCAUCUUCUCGCUGGGCUGGCGCCGCUUCCAGACGCUGCCCAUCUACAGCAUCUCCGACUCGCGAACGCGCAACCGCAUGCUAAAGUACACACCGGAGCACAUGCACUGCUUCGCCAGCGUCUACGCGCCGUUGAUUGCGCCCAACACGGGUUUCGUUUGCUUCAACUCCUUCUCGGCAGCCGGUUUCCGCAUUGCUGCCACAGGCACCGUGCUCUCCGUCGACGAGUCCACCGAGAUUGUCAAGAAGCUCAAGCUGACCGGCUCCCCUUACAAGAUCUUCAAGAACACCGCCUUCAUCAAGGGCAUGUUCAACUCGUCCCUGGAGAUUGCAAAGUUCGAGGGCGCCUCUGUCAAGACUGUCUCCGGCGUGCGCGGUCAGAUCAAGCGCGCUCUGUCCAAACCCGAGGGCCACUUCCGUGCUACCUUUGAGGACAAGAUCCUGGCCAGCGACAUCGUCUUCCUGCGUGCCUGGUACCCCAUCAAGCCGCACCGCUUCUACAACCCCGCCGCCAACCUCAUCGGCUGGCAGCCCAUGCGUCUUACGGGCGAAGUCCGCCGCGCAGAGAACGUCGCCACGCCGCAGCUCAAGAACUCGCAGUACCGCAAGAUUGAGCGCCAGGACCGCCACUUCAACGGCCUCAAGGUGCCGCGCGCCCUCGCCGCCGAUCUGCCCUUCCGGUCGCAGAUUACUCAGAUGAAGCCCCAGAAGAAGAAGACGUACAUGCAGAAGCGCGCCGUCGUCCUGGGCUCCGAGGAGAAACAGACGCGAGCCUUUAUGCAAAAGGUGCUGACUGUCCACAACGAGCAAGUCGCCAAACGCCGUGCCAAGAAGGAGGAGAACCGCGCCUCGUUCAAGAAGAAGCUGGCCGAGGGCGAUGAGAAGAGGGAGGCCAGGGAGAAGAGGGAGAGCAAAGAAUACUGGCGCAAGAACGGCCGCAAGAGAAGUGGUGGAGAUGAAGAUGGCGGCGGCGGCAAGAGGAGAAGGUGA